Molecule: messenger RNA, 5318 nt
Organism: Pseudomyrmex gracilis
Lineage: Eukaryota; Metazoa; Arthropoda; Insecta; Hymenoptera; Formicidae
Gene: Meltrin
Exons: 12
Coding region: 215-5068 (1617 amino acids)
Biological process (GO): membrane protein ectodomain proteolysis
Molecular function (GO): metalloendopeptidase activity
Source: RefSeq, a predicted model, not a curated record
CAGCGCGAGCGGAGUUCCAGUCGGGCUGGAGUGGUCGGUAACGCGAGUGUGGUGUGAAUGCGCGCGAACAACAGACGCGAGACAGUCAACGUGCUGCCAAUAGCGUGUGUGCCGCGAGACAAAGUGCGGUCACAUUGUCAUGACGUUCGUCGCGUGAGAAAUCGUUCGCGACGUGAACACGUCCGACAGAGGCAGACAACAGAGCUACAUAGCCAUGCCGUGUGACGGUCUCAGGAACAUGGCGCGCGGUUCUCGGCGCGCGAGGGAUUCGGAACGCGUCGUCGCCGUCGGCUAUGUUACAGCGCGUCGAUGCAAACUACUGCCGAUAAUUCCUACGGUGUUGUUGCUGAUGCUGCUCGCGGUCGUCGUACCUGCCGCAAACCCCGCAAGUCAAGGUCCGUCGCCGGAUUUCAGCAGACACACUCUGGUGAGACCGCAAGUGUAUCACGGCAGAACGAAAAGACAGAUCUCAUCGACCAAAGUGAACGAUACCGAGCACGCGGACGUGCUGACGGUGGGUUUCAACGUGGACGGCGUGAAUCGCAUUCUCGACCUUCGGUUGAACACCGAUCUAAUUCCGGUCGGCUAUCAGGAACGCCACCAGCAUCAGGGCACGUACAAAGUGCACACCCCGUCGAAAGUUUCUUCGGUUGCAGGUUACGAAGGCACGUCGCCGCAUCUCGUCGUUCCUCAUGAUCAGCACAGAAUUAAAAGGCUUUCCAGGCACAAAAGAGCGGCCGAAGUCAUUCGUGGACCCUACAACGCGAACAAGGAGUCGCGUUACGUGGAGUUGGUGCUCGUAAUCGACAAGAAGGAAUACGUAGCGCUCGGCGAGAAUCUGGACAAAGUGUAUCAGCACUGUAAGGACAUCGCUAACAUUAUCAACGCUCUCUUUAUGCCGUUGAACAUAUUCAUCGCCCUGGUUGGCGUGCAAGUAUGGUCCGAGUCGGAUGAGAUAGCGCUGUUGCCGAACGGCGACAUCACUCUGAACAAUUUUCUGCGCUACCGCAGAGAAAAGCUGCUUCAGGACAUUCCCAACGACAACGCCCAGCUGCUAACACGAAUUACUUUUGAAGCUGGAGUGGUCGGCAAGGCGUUGAAAGGCCCGAUAUGUACGUACGAAUUCUCCGGCGGCGUUUCCAUGGAUCACUCCAGCGUCGUGGGUUUGGUCGCGGCCACCGUUGCUCACGAGAUGGGUCAUAAUUUCGGAAUGGAACACGACAGUCCGGACUGCGAAUGUCCGGAAGAGAAAUGCAUAAUGGCGUCUUCUAGCGGUUCUUACGGUCCAACUCACUGGUCCUCGUGUUCGAUCGAACAUUUAAUCAUCGCCUUCGAACACGGAAUGGACUACUGCCUGAGGAACAAGCCGCAAAAGCUGUUUGACAGUCCCAUAUGCGGUAACGGUUUUGUUGAGCCAGGCGAGCAGUGCGACUGCGGUCUAAAGGAAAACUGCAAUAAUCCCUGUUGCGACGCGACAACUUGCAUGUUGCGCGGAAACGCUAGCUGCGCCACUGGCGCGUGUUGCGACCUGGCAACGUGCAAGCCGAAAACGGCUGGUACCGAGUGCAGAAGCGCCGAUCACGAAUGCGAUCUGCCGGAAUACUGCACGGGCCAGAGCGAAUAUUGUCCGGCUAAUGUGUUCAAGAUGGACGGGGAGAAUUGCAGUAACGACAAAGCGUUUUGUUAUCAGGGCUCGUGUAGAACGCACGACGAUCAGUGCAAGCUACUUUGGGGUCCAACUGGCGAGUCUUCGGACGCACAGUGUUACGACAUGAACAGCAAGGGAAAUAAAAACGGUAACUGCGGUUUCAAUCGCAUCGACCAAACCUACACCAAGUGCAAUCCUCAAAAUAUCCGAUGCGGCAUGUUACACUGCAAGCACUUGAACGAACGAUUGGAAUUCGGUAUGGAAUCGGUCUCGACUUUGAGUCAUUCUUUUAUUAAUAACAACGGGAGAAUAUUACCUUGUCGUUCGGCCAUCAUCGAUCUUGGGUUAACCGACACCGAUCCCGGACUCGCGCCGGACGGUGCCAAAUGCGCGAACGGAAAGAUGUGUAUCAAUCAGAAGUGCAUGUCAGUAGCAGAUUUGAGAGCGUCUACGGGCAAAAAUUGUCCGAAUAAUUGCAACGGCAACGGAGUGUGCAACAGUCUUGGUCAUUGCCAUUGCAACCAUGGCUUUCGGCCACCAGAUUGUCUUCAACCUGGAGUUGGCGGCUCCGAGGAUAGCGGUCCAGCUGAAGAUCCUAACAUGAGGAACGAUUUUGUAACCGCGCUCUACGUUAUCUUUCUGGGAAUAGUGCCCGCCGUGGCUCUACUGGUGUUCGGAGUCUGGUACAUUAGGAACUCCGGACAACACUGGAAGAAAGAUAUGAUGUCUACGAGCGAUCGUGGCCACAAUGGAUUGCUAAUCAAAACGAUCGAUCGUUCCAGCCCCAUGUCCCGUAACAUCGAGACGAUCGAUUCUAGUCUGAGUCAAGAUCCGGCGUGCGCGAGUCUGCUACCGAAAACAGAAACGGACGAGCGCUACAACAACAAUAUGUUCGGCCAGUUCAAAGGCUUUACGAUCACGCCGUUGCGUUCGAACGAUCAGUCGAAACUGGCCGAGCCUACGAAACCGGCGCCACCACCGCCGGGCUGGAUACCAACCGUGGCAAUAAAAACGAACAUUUCGAAGCCAAAUGUGCAAAAGUGCAAUAUGUCACAAAGAAGCAAUUUGUUGAUUUCCAACGAUUCAAAUUCCAUCGCACCGACAUUACCUCCGCCGAAUCCGGGAUCUACAGCGCGACCGCUUAUAAGUAGUCCCGUGCUGGCGGCCACGACUUGUACGUCUGUCGAACUGGUAAGCGCCAAGGUGCCUACCAGACCAGCUCCGGAUGUGCCAACGUGUCCGGCCCCGGUUAUUGUAACGCCCGCAGCUCCCGCGAAACCCCAGAGACCCAACAGCACGCCAUUGACAAACGUGAUUCUGCCAGAACCCGAGAAGAGAGCGGAGAAAGGCAGCACGCUCAAUCGAAUCGCGUCUAUGUUGCGUCCCGGCUCCGGGAUCAUGAGAAGCAACUCACAGAGAGACGACAAGAAUACGAAUUCGUUGCCGAGAAAUCAGCAUCACAAGGCCAACAAGGUCAUCGACAAGGAGAUCUUGAGGAAUCUGGAGAUAUCAAAUCCCAUACCGCAGACGAAUAUCGAGAUCGCGACUCCAGUCAUUCCUGUGAUACCAACGGCCGACGAGGAGAAGAAAAAUGUGGUUCUGCGCGCUCAGUCGAUGAGGGACAGCAAGAUCACUCCGAGACCUCCUAUCCCUACGUUCGGUUCGAUGCGACAACAAACCACACCCGUGACCAAAAGACCGACCAGUAUUCCCGCCAGUACGAGGCCCACGUCACCGCCUCCCGGUCCACCUAUCACCGCACAGACAGAGAAGACCGUCGAAAACGCGAUCAAGAUCCCAGGACUGCCUGGUUAUCAGAACCCGCCGGUGAAAACUGCCCCGAAACCCUUAGAGAAUACUUACGACGACUGCAUGAAUUUGAUCUCAGACUCGUCCUUGACCAAGAUCGCGGAAGAGUCGCCCACGAACGAUAACAUCUACGCGGUGAUAGAGGAACCGGUGCCGGAGAAGAACAGAAAGAACACGGAGAUGGAAACUAAGUUAAACGAUAACGAGUACAAACAACCCAAACGCGUGGAUGCGAUGUCUACCGUUGCUCCGAACAGUUUGGAAUCUAUGGGGUUGCUUUCUGAAAUCGUGUCGGAGAUAUCGAAUCGCAAUUUCGACUCCAUAUAUUCCAGCUCGACUCUGAGCAGAAAGAAAAAGGGUGAGGAUGAAGACGACGCGACGAAGAACUUAGAGAAUAUAGAUUCCGACAGUUCCUUGGGUGGCUACAUGAAUGCGAGCCACUACAAAACUCCCGGAAGCGUGUACUCGAAUGCCGCUUCCGGCAAGUUUAACUCAUCGAGUUCCACUACGAGUUCCGGUUAUCUCCAUCCGUCCGUGAUAAACGGUCCUCAAGCGGAUAGGAAAGAUGUCGCCAAUGCGAACGAUUUGAAGACCGUCGAGCAGCACACAAGCAAGCUUAACACACUUAAAUCCAAUAAUCCCAAUAUAAACGACGAACUGUCCAAGGAACUGGGGAUGAAGCCGGCUGAGAAUUCUUUAGGAUACAAAUCGUUCGCACCAACAAAACCUCGACCGUCUAACUUGCUACAUAUCAAGAAGGAUGAACAAACUGAGAACAAGAUUCCGCUUAAACCGCCGCUAAGUAGAACCAAGACGCCUCCCAACAUCGCGAAGAGUCCGAGUUCUAAGGAAACGUCCGAGUCGAGCGUAAAACUCACGAGACAAAGUUCAGAUAAUACGUUAAAAUCCCUGAGACUCUCCUCGAAAGCUGUUGACGCGAGUUCGACAACGAAACAAAAUUCGGACGCGAGUCCAACGGCGAGGCAAACGCCAAUGAGCAAGUCGAAUAGCGACUUGGGUAAAGAAGACUCGCGUACAACCGUGUCUGUCAAAAAUGUGCCUUGUAGUCCUAAGGAUAAUCCGAGCAAGUUUAAUAGCCCGGACCUGGUUUCGAGCUGUUCGAAUUCCGGCACGAAGUCACCGGACGUCGUAGGUGGCAGUUCCAAGUUCAGUCUGCCUCUGAAGACCGUUCAGAAGACGACGUCGACGUUGCCGCGGAGCGGCCCACAGAAAACGCCCACGACUCCCUUGAAGCCGUUGAACAUUACGUCCAAAACGGGCGGUCUUUCGGAAAGAAAGAAGUCUCCGAGCGGCAGUGUGACAAAAUCGCUGUCGCCAACUAGCAAAGAGCCGAACAACGGCGGCACCAAGGUGUCGUCCGGUUUGACGUCGAAGGUGACCGCCAAAGCGGAGACCAAGAGCACGGACGGAAACGUGGGAGCGAGGACGACAACGUUGCAAAAGGCGGCGAACGGCAAGUCGAACGUGGCGUCGCUCCAGCAGAAAUUCGAGGGCAACAAGAACAGUUCCGGUGUCGCGAGAACUAUAUCGAGUGCGGGCAAAAAGCCGUUGGCGCGAGCGACGGAAGUGAACGGCGGCGUGAGGAAAUGAGGAUAUCAUCGUCAUCAUCAAGAAGAAAAAACGCGAGCGAAGAAAAUCCAUACUUGAAACUACAUUCUAGUCCGUCAUUAAUUUUUGUUCUCGGAGAUAUGCGAGAGAUGAUGUGCGAAGGAGUGCGGCGCGCGUACGUCGGGAUGCUUGGGUAUAUAUAUAUAUACAAAAGUCGCACGAUGUGCGUAUGUCUCCGCAAAUUGUUUAUUUAAGAAUUCUUUGAACGGGAGUUAAAAAAAAAAAAAAAAAA